AUGCUGCCUGAACUCGCAUUUAUGCGGGACUCUUUUCUUGCCGUGUCUCGCGUUCUGCGGCUGCAAUCUCGGAUGGCGUUUCUACUUGCACCUCUCCGAGGGUUUGAGUUGGGGGCUUUCGCGCCGGCGUCCCUCUGGGAUUGCACGUGCGCAUUGCCCGUUCUGCUGCUGCUCGCCUUCUCGCCGGUGGUAACCACCGCUGACGUGGCGGAUCCAUUGCAAUUAAUCAGUGACCGUCAACACCAGUCGACGCUGAGGUGGCGCGAGACACAUCUCUUGACACGUGGAAAGUCUGCACAUCCGUGCACCCUCCCCAACAGACCAAUGCUCAAUGCUCUAGCAUGCAGGGCUGUUGGAGAUCAGCAGCAGUUUCGCCUUCCUCCAGCCCACAGAUCCUCUCCCACGAGUGAAAGCCCGUUCACGUGGCCCUUACCUCCCGCGCUAGAUUUACCGCCCACUGACGAGUUUCUUCCCGACGAGGCUUCUCCGUGCUGGAUUUGGGCUCAGCAGCAGCCAUCAAUCCCCGCCGCAGUUUCCGCCGCGACGGCCGCUGCCGCGCAGUCUGGCUCAGCGCCAGCCAUGGCGACUGCAGUAGCGACACAAGCCACGUGGGAGACCACUCCCGCCGCCAACUGCGGCGCAGCUAAUGGGUUCCGACCUACCGCAGACGCUGCCGUGCCCGCCGCCUCCGCCUCCCACUGCGCUUCUUCCGGAGUAAGCUUCCCCGCAACCCCCGCUUCCCCUUCGUCCGCAUCCGCUCCUGCCGCCACCACUACCCUUCCGCCACCCGCUUCCGCCGGCUCCGCCGUCCCCGCGCCGUCCCCGCCGUCCCUCCCCGUGGCGCAACUGGAAGAGCUCCUUCUCGACGACUGCGGAGUCCUCGAGAUCUCCAUCCCGCAGCGCCGCUUCCCCUCAUCCUUUCCCCCAUCCUUCCUCUCAUCCGCGGCCACGGGGAGCCUCGCGUCAACCCUCCCCACCGCGGGGACCCUCCCCUCCGCGGGGACCCCCUCCGCCGCAACUCCCGCGGAUCUGCGCGAGCAGGGGUUGAACCUCUUCGCCAGCCUCCUUCCGCUUCUCUACACUCCGCGCUGCGCCGCCACCGCCGCCAUCGCCGCUUCCCCCGCGGGGGAGAAGCUCAAGCGCGCGCUCGCGUCGUCUCCGGCGGCUGCCGGCAUGUUCGAGGCUUUCGCCAACCGGCCGCAACCGUCCCCCGCGCCGCUCGCGUCGCCGAUGCUUUUUGAGCAGUUUCAGCAGCAGAUGCAGCAAUGGCCCGCGCCGCAGGUGGAGCAACAGGAGCAGUCCGAGCCGCAGGUGUCGGAGUCGAUCGCCGCGCCGCAGACCGACGAGGAUAUGGACGAGGCGCUUCCGGAAAUCGAGAGCCCGAACAGCGUCGACGUGACCUCGCCGCACCGCGACUUUGACGACAGCGGCCUUGACGAGCCGCCGAGUUCCGCCGCAGCCGCCGCCGCCGCCGCUACCGGCCCUGCCGCCGCUGUCCCCGCUCCGGCCUCCGUCGCUCCCGUCCCGUUCGCCCCCGCCAAUCCGACCGUUGAGAACGCUGCCGCUUCCGCCUCUGUCCCUCUCGACGCUCCCGCCGCUACAAUCGCCGCGAAACUUGAACCGGUUUCCACGGAGGAGGCGGGAACAGCAGCGGCUUCUCCGGCGGCGCCUGCUGCCGAGCCGCUGGAUGACGGUUACUUUUGGCGCAAGUACGGGCAGAAGGCGGCGAAGGGCGCGGCGUAUCCGCGCGCGUAUUUCCGCUGCGCCGUUCCCCGCUGCCCGGCUAAAAAGACGGUCGAGCGUUCGUCCGAAGACGGCAGCACGAUGGAGAUCGUUUACCGCGAGGAGCACAACCAUCCACGUGGCACUCUCCCCGGCCGCCGCGCGUCCCCCGCGUCGCAGGGCGGGGCGGGAGGGGCGCGCGUUUUAGUGACUGAGGAUAUGGGCGGGUUUGGCAGCGGCGGAAGCGGAAUCCCGCCUUCCCCGGUCAAGCCGCAUCAGGCGCAGCCACAGCAGCAGCAGGCGCAGAACCAGGUUCCUUCCGCCGCUUCCCCCGCCUUCCCCGCAUCCGCGGAUCCCGCCGCCGCAUCCGCCGCAGCGGGGCUCGCGCUGCUGGAGAGUCUGAGCACGGAGGAUCUCGCGCGCCUCGUCUCCGCGCUCUCCUCCGACGCGAUGGCCGCCGCCACCGCUGUGCUCGAAGCGGCGGUGUAUUCUCCCGCCGAUCUCGCGGCCGCUGCUGUGAACGCCACCGCUGUUGUUACCGCCGCGACCGCCGCUGCUGAGGUGGCGCGCGGGCAUAUGAUCCGAUCCGCGUCGGACAAGGGAGCUCCGGAAGCAGCGGCAGGUUUGGCAGCAGGCUCGGCAGACGCUGGCGCGGUUCUUUUCCGGUCCGUAUCGGCUCCUAAGGAGGAGUGCGAUGAUCAAUCCUCCUCCGGGAAUACCGGCGGAAUUGCAGGAUUCUCUAGCGGUGCCCUUGCUGCUGUAGCUGCUCUCACGCGCGGAUCGUCCUUAGCCGUCGAACCGUCAACUUGCAGCACGGGAAGCGCCGGUAGCACGGGUAGCCGUCAAAAGCGCCGGUCGAUGGAAGAAAUUGACACCACGUUCAGCCCAUCUUCCCCGAGCCUUCACUCUGCGAAAGACGGACAAACGGUUACGAUGACGGUUGUGCAGGUGGAGGGAACCGGCCGGGAUGUGGUUGGCGACGUGGAGGAUGGUUACCGCUGGCGAAAGUACGGUCAGAAGGCGAUAAAAGCGAGUCCUUACGAAAGAAGUUAUUUCAGGUGUAGCAAGGAUGGUUGCGGAGCGAGGCGAGUUAUCGAACGCUGCCCGGAACAACCUGAAGAUGAGAGUGUAGCUGCGACUCACACGAAUCUGCUUGUGACUUAUAUCGGGGUGCAUUCUCACGCGCGGCCGUUCCGAGCCAAGGUUAUCUACAAGCCGGUUUCGGACGCUUCACAGGAACCUCCCUCGGAGGAGAAACCCUCUGCUGACGUGGCUCAAACGGGUCUGACCGAGGCUGAAGCAGGGGGAAAUGCUGACGCGAGUGGAGAUGCUACGUGGGUUGCUGGUGGUUCGGGCGCUGCUGCAGACAUGCAGAUGGCGAUGCCGCAUCUCAGGGAUUUGAAGAUCGAAGAUUUUGGUGACCUGCCCACGCUGUGGUGA
Messenger RNA from Closterium sp. Yama58-4, 3162 nucleotides. NCBI's taxonomy places the organism in Eukaryota, Viridiplantae, Streptophyta, Zygnematophyceae, Desmidiales, Closteriaceae. The record is from the annotation of a GenBank genome assembly.